UCUAAAUAAAAUCUCUGCCUUAGCAUAAAAGCAAGUCUUCCUCUGGGCCUGCUCCAUCACAGCUAGUUUGUAUUAGACAAAACAAAGGGUGAAUUUGCAGACAAACACUUGAGGGGGGAAGUAAGAUAGUCCUUUGAUUUGACCUUUUAUAUGCACUGAAGGCUAAAGAUUGGUGGAUGGUGUCGAGCUCCUCCUCUUGACAAAUGCAUGCAGACAAAAGGAUCAGUCCGUUUGCACUACUGGCCUGUUAUGAGAACGUAUUGGGACAUCUGCAGCUGGCCAACGAUCACCUCUUUGGAACUUUCUUUUGUUUUAUUUUCCCAAAUAGGAAGAUGUUAGGAAUUCAUACACUGCAUUGCUCAGCAGGUGUCCCGCAAUUUAAUCUUGCAGCAAUACUGAUCAUGAUCACCUGCUGUGGCCCAGUCUCCCCCCUGCAUGCCCCUUCGGUGACAACGGUUCUCCGCUCAGCUUUUUCUGCUACACGCACCAGCAGCAUAGUGGGGGGCAAGCAGAGUGUUGUGACUUUUAACAAGCUCUUGGUUAACAUCGGGGGGGAUUUCAAUCCAGACACGGGUUGCUUUCGUUGCCGCCUCCCAGGAGUGUACUACUUCUCCUUUUCAAUGGGGAAAUUUCCAAAUAAAAUGCUCUCUGUCAUUUUGGUGAAGAAUGGGCGGGAGGUGCAGGCCAUGGCGUAUGACGGCUACCGCAAGAAAGGCAGGAAAGUUCAAAGUCAAAGCCUAAUGAUCACUUUGGGGGAAAUGGACACAGUGUGGUUGAUGUUGCCGCAAAACUCUCAGUAUGCCUUGUACAGCAAUGCCGGCCCUUACGUCAGCUUCUCUGGUUACCUCGUGUAUCCUGACACUUCUUCAAGCAGCUUGUAUAUCAGCAACCACCUGACCCCUCACCCAAACUGUCCCACGCAGGCUGAAUCUCGGCUCAGACACCAGCCAUUCGAGCACCCCAGAUCGGCCUUCUCCGUGGCACGGUCAUCCACGUUUAUAGGUGUGAGUCGCAAGAAGCAGCAGCAGAAAUCACCUCUGACCUUCGACGUAGAAUUUGUCAACAUCGGGGGCCAUUUUAACAAGUCCUCGGGCAAGUUCACCUGCCGCUUCCCGGGAGCUUACUAUUUUGCAUUCACGGUGGGUAAACACCCUCGUAAGGCUCUUUCAGUGAAGCUGAUGACUGGGCAGGGCGUGGUACAGGCCAUGGUGUUUGAUGACGACACGUCCAAAAGACGAGAGAUGCAGAGUCAGAGCUUGAUGCUGCUCCUUCGCCAGGGCGACACUGUAUGGCUGUACAGUCAGCACGAUAAUCGCUACGCCGUGUACAGCAACCAGGGGAGGUACACCACCUUCUCAGGCUUCUUGGUGUAUCCUGACGCCAACCCACUCACACAGACACACAAGUACGGACUGUAACCGUGAAUACCAUCAUCGCUGUUUAUUCUUAUUAGAAAAAAAAGUAUAUACAAGCUGUUAAACAAAAGUGUUUCACAAAUUUCUUUUCAUUUGCAAUGGUUAUGUGUUUAUGGACUACAGGAUAUCUAUGAACUGACCAAAAGUAAUUCCAGUGGGUGAGUCAUUUGGGAAUAUCUCCACGAGGUGGUGCUGUGACACAAUUAUCAAAUUACUCGCUAUCUUCCUAAACAAAUCAGGUCAGCUUUAUUGUCAAAUACGAUCGAUGUACAAAAUACAGCACCGAUGAAAUUUCUUUCUUGGCCACGCAUAUGGAGCGUGUGAGCGCAAAUCGUGUAAAUGUUGUAUAGUGAUCUUGUCAGUGAGGGAACAUGUGGGACUUUUAUGAGCUCAGGUGUUACCGUUUUGUUAUCUUGAUCGUGAUGUGUUCAGGUGUUGUGUGUGUUUAAUCCAAGAUUAAACAUAGUAGAAAUCAAAAAGAUGUUUUAAAAUGUGUCGUUUCUUGACAGUGCAAUAUGGUACAGUGUGUGGAGCUGAGCU
Messenger RNA from Hippocampus zosterae (dwarf seahorse), 1955 nucleotides. RefSeq names its product C1q and TNF related 13 (gene c1qtnf13). The record is from RefSeq and is a predicted model, not a curated record. Lineage: Eukaryota; Metazoa; Chordata; Actinopteri; Syngnathiformes; Syngnathidae. Gene Ontology annotation, molecular function: protein binding.